AUGGAGCUGAGCUGCGGAGUGGGGGGCAGCGCGGCGGCGCCCCCGGGGCCCGGUCCCCCCCCGGCCGCCCCCGCCGCCCCCGCGCCGCCGAUGGAGGGCGAGGAGUACGAGAGCCUGCCCAGCGGCGCCUCGCUCGGCACCCACAUGAUGGCCGGAGCGGUGGCGGGCAUCAUGGAGCACACGGUCAUGUACCCGGUGGACUCGGUCAAGACAAGGAUGCAGAGCUUGCAGCCGGACCCCAAAGCCCAGUACAGGAGCGUGUACGAAGCUCUGAAGAAGAUUGUCCUUACAGAGGGUUUCUGGAGGCCUUUACGUGGGAUUAAUGUCACCAUGCUGGGGGCUGGCCCUGCCCACGCAAUGUACUUUGCCUGCUAUGAAAAAAUGAAAAAGUCUCUAAGUGAUACUCUCCAGCAUGGAGGAAACAGCCACUUGGCCAAUGGUAUAGCUGGGAGCGUGGCCACGCUACUCCACGACGCAGUGAUGAAUCCCGCUGAAGUGGUGAAGCAGCGGAUGCAGAUGUUCAACUCCCCCUACAAGUCCGUCCUGGCAUGCAUAAGGACAGUGCAGAAGACGGAGGGGUUUGGUGCCUUCUACCGCAGCUACACCACCCAGCUCACCAUGAAUGUCCCCUUCCAGGCCAUUCACUUCAUCACCUACGAAUUCACGCAGGAGCAGAUCAACCCACACCGGGAGUAUAACCCUCGGUCCCACAUCGUCUCCGGUGCCAUCGCGGGGGCUGUGGCCGCCGCCGCCACCACUCCUCUGGAUGUCUGCAAGACGCUGCUCAACACCCAAGAGAACAUGGCCUUGAGCUCUGUGAACAUCAGCGGACAUCUCUCGGGCAUGGUGAACGCCUUCAAGACUGUCUAUCAGCUGGGGGGCAUUUCGGGGUAUUUCAGAGGGGUGCAGGCACGCGUCAUUUACCAGAUGCCUUCAACGGCCAUCGCCUGGUCGGUGUAUGAAUUCUUCAAGUACUUUCUCACCAAGCACAAGCUGGAAAAAAGAACAUCCUUGUGAAGGACUUACCGAGAGUGAACGCAAGGCUCCGUGCCCCCUCUGUGCGUGUCUGUGUGUGCCUGCAAGCCAGCCAGCUCUGGGUCUCUGCUAAGGAACAUGCCAGGUUUCUGGUGGAUUCACAGCUGACGUCCACUUCUCCCUCCCCAGGGAAGAUUAAAGUGGUCCUCAGUCAUGUGUUCCCCUCCUUGCUUAAACAAUGAAAUAGUUUAUAAAGACUUAUAAUAAUAUAUAUAUUUAAUAACUUUA
This is a messenger RNA of Gavia stellata (red-throated loon), 1263 nucleotides long. RefSeq names its product solute carrier family 25 member 37 (gene SLC25A37). The transcript is spliced from 4 exons. Gene Ontology annotation, cellular component: mitochondrial membrane. Gene Ontology annotation, molecular function: ferrous iron transmembrane transporter activity. Lineage: Eukaryota; Metazoa; Chordata; Aves; Gaviiformes; Gaviidae. Bases 1 to 1017 code for a protein of 338 amino acids. The record is from RefSeq and is a predicted model, not a curated record. Gene Ontology annotation, biological process: iron import into the mitochondrion.